Sungouiella intermedia is the source of this 1749-nucleotide messenger RNA. Lineage: Eukaryota; Fungi; Ascomycota; Pichiomycetes; Serinales; Metschnikowiaceae. The record is from the annotation of a GenBank genome assembly.
AUGUUCAAGGCAUUCAUCAGAAACUUCACCAAGUCUGGCCGCAUGUCUAUUAAUAUCGAAGAUUUCAAUGUGGUAAAGGAGGGCCGUGCAACCAUCUUGGCCCCAAAGCAGGAUAAAGUCUUCUACAACCACAUCCAACAGUUCAACAGAGACUUGUCUGUAAUGGCCAUAAAGGCAUGGCUGGAGCAGUAUAAGACAUCCAAGGAGGGCACCAAGGAGCUCCGGGGAAAGCGGAGAAAGUUGAACAAGGACGAAAGUGGAGAAACCGAGCAAGUUACUGAAGGUUCAAAAGAAGAGUCCAAAGAAGUGUCCAAGAAUGAAGUCAGCGAUGCACCUAAAGAAACCAAAGAUUCUAAAAGUGAACCUUCAAGUGAUUCUACACCUUUCAUUCGAAUCCUCGAGGCUCUUUCAGCCACUGGGCUUCGUGCUAUCAGAUACGGUCAUGAAAUCCCUAACGUUUCCCGAAUUGUUGCCAAUGACUUGCUUGCAGAGGCUGUCAAGUCUAUCAACAGAAGCGCAGAGUAUAACGGUCUCCAAGAAAAGGUUGUGGGCCAUCAGGGAGACGCCAUUAAAUACAUGGGAUCCAUAUCUGAUUCAGAGAAGUUUCAUGCUAUUGAUUUGGAUCCAUAUGGCACUGCAGCACCAUUCAUUGACUCGGCGGUGCAGCUGGUUAAAGACAAUGGACUCUUAUUGGUGACAUGCACAGAUGCUGGAGUAUUAGCCGGAAAUGGCUACCCUGAGAAGUGUUUUGCUCUUUACGGUGGCAACAAUUUCGGUAACACCGACAUGGGCCUGGAGGCCAACCACGAGGCUGGAAUCCGGUUGAUCUUGGGUACCAUCGCCUCAGCAGCAGCACGUUACAAAAAAUGUAUUGAGCCAGUAUUGAGUUUGAGCAUUGACUAUUACUUUAGAGUAUUUGUUCGCAUCACCACCAGCCCCAUUGAGGUGAAGAAAUUGGCCUCCAACACUAUGCUCGCAUACCACUGUGUGGGAUGUGGCCACACUGUGGACCAACGCCUUGGAAGAAUCACCGACAAGAAGUUCCAGACUCCACGGAUAGCACAGAUUCCGGGCGAGAAUUGUACUUAUUGUGAGCGACCAUACCAUCUUGCGGGCCCAAUGUGGGGAGGACAGUUGCAUGACCAAGAGUUCAUCGACUCUGUGUUGGCUAUCAACAGCAAGGCUUCGUCGGAGGUUUAUGGAACCAGGGAACGAAUUAAGGGUAUGCUUACGUUGGCAAAAAACGAAUUGGAGACACCAUUCUACUUCAACUUGAAUCAGUUGCUGAGUUUCAUGAAGGCUCCACCCAUGGCCAUUGAUGAUUUUGCUAAAGCCAUUGGAAAUUUGGGCUACAAGGUGUCGUUGACGCAUGCCAAAAAAAACUGCGUCAAAACCAAUGCCCCAUGGGAGUCUGUGUUGCAAGUUGCAACCGCAUGGUUGAAGAAGAGCAAUGAGAAAUUGGUAGCUGAGUACCAGAGAAAGAUUGAGAAGGAGAAUGACGAGGCUAAAAAGGAGAAGUUGAGACAGAAGAUCGAGACGUUAUCAAAGGAUUUGAGCAACAAUCCCAAUUUGACGAGUGGGAUGGUUGGGUACAAGAUCUUGGAGACGGUUGCAAAGGCCGACGUUGAUUUCGAGACGGUAAAUGCCGAGAGCGAUAAGAUCACGAAGUUGAGGAAGUUGAAGAUGGUAAGGUAUCAAGAGAAUCCUACAAAGAACUGGGGACCCAAGUCACGUCCUAGCAAUAAGUAG